GGGUUCAUGAUGCACAGCUCAGCAAGCCUGGUGGCUCUGGUUCUCCUAGGAGCAGCCACGAGUGCAGCACAACCUCGUGGUCGCAUCCUUGGUGGCCGGGAGGCUGAGGCCCACUCGAGGCCCUACAUGGCAUCGGUGCAGGUGAACGGCCAGCACCUGUGUGGUGGUGCUCUGGUGGCUGAGCAGUGGGUGCUGAGCGCAGCACACUGCCUGGAGGAAGUGGGUAAUGGGACGGUGCAGGUGCUGCUGGGGGCUCACUCUCUUACCCAGCCUGAGAUCUCCAAACGCCUGUACGACGUGAGCCGCUCAGUGCCCCACCCGAACAGCCAGCCCGACACCAUCGACCAUGACCUCCUCCUGCUGCAGCUGUCUGAGAAGGCUGUCCUGGGGCCCGCCGUACGUCCCCUACCCUGGCAACGCGUGGACCGCGAUGUGGCACCGGGCACCCUCUGCGACGUGGCCGGCUGGGGCGUGGUCAACCACUCUGGCCGGCGGCCCGACCGCCUGCAGCAUGUGCUCUUGCCAGUGCUGGACCGGGCCACCUGCAACCUGCGCAGGUACCACGACGGCACCAUCACGGAAAGCAUGAUGUGCGCGGAGAGCAACAGCCGGGACAGCUGCAAGGGUGACUCCGGGGGCCCGCUGGUGUGCCACGGAGUGCUUGAGGGCGUGGUCACCUCGGGCUCACGAGUCUGUGGCAAUCGCAAGAAGCCCGGGAUCUACACGCGCGUGGCGACCUACGUGGCCUGGAUCGAAGCAGUCCUGGCCGAAGGCGCGGCGGCCUGAGGAGGGGUCUAGGGGGUCCGGUCACCUUGCGGGGCCCGAGCAAUAAAGUCAUUCAUUUCUGCAUCCAA
Otolemur garnettii (small-eared galago) is the source of this 854-nucleotide messenger RNA. RefSeq names its product complement factor D (gene CFD). The coding region runs from base 7 to 786 and encodes 259 amino acids. Gene Ontology annotation, molecular function: serine-type endopeptidase activity. NCBI's taxonomy places the organism in Eukaryota, Metazoa, Chordata, Mammalia, Primates, Galagidae. The record is from RefSeq and is a predicted model, not a curated record. Gene Ontology annotation, biological process: proteolysis. The transcript has 5 exons.